Molecule: messenger RNA, 2568 nt
Organism: Penaeus vannamei (Pacific white shrimp)
Lineage: Eukaryota; Metazoa; Arthropoda; Malacostraca; Decapoda; Penaeidae
Gene: Sin1
Product: SAPK-interacting protein 1
Biological process (GO): TORC2 signaling
Cellular component (GO): TORC2 complex; plasma membrane; cytoplasm
Molecular function (GO): phosphatidylinositol-4,5-bisphosphate binding
Source: RefSeq, a predicted model, not a curated record
GAGGACCAUCCCAGAGCGAUUGUUGUGACGGAGGAGGAGGAUCGCCUUUGAUACAAGAUUCCCCUCUUUUUCUCCUUUUCCCCUCUCUUCUCUCUCUCUCUCUCUCGGAUAAGGUGGCCGAGGCGAAGGAGUAUGGCAGAGGGGCCUUUCCACUACCCUCUCCCUUCCCCGUGAUGGUGAUGUAGCAGGCCAUAGACUCUCGCAGGGGGAAAUGGCUACAUAUGACGACAGGCAGUGGAUUUUGUCGCAUAUUCAGAACUCGUACGUGACGAGCGAUGACACAGGGUUGUGCGAGGUGGUGGUACAGAAUGAGCCAUCAGCAGCAUCGGUGGCGGAGUUCCCCUGCCUUGCCGAUUCAGACUCUCCUCCCCCACACAUUCAGGAUGAGCCGCCACCCCACUCCCUUGAGAUCGCAUCAGACAUGGACUUCGUGGGCCAUCGUCAGCGGUCAUACACAGACCAGCGUCUGGAGAUCAUGCGCAAGGAGAAGAAAAAUGCUUCUAAGAUCAAGAGGAUUACGUGGAAGCACAACCCAGCACAGAUUAAUGAGAACGAGCUGAAUGAGCUCUUCUCCCGCAAGGCUGUGAUAAGCAACGUAGACCAAACUGACAUCUCCCGGCCCCACCAACCCCCUCCAGUAUCCCUCCUCACACGCCUGGUUCAGCAGUACCCCGAGGGCAUCAAGAACCCCUUCAUUGAGUACGCCAAGUAUGAUGGCACAACUCACACUAAUGUUCAAGCACGGCGUAUCAGUGUCUAUCUGCUCCUGGGGGACAAUCCUGCGCCCAGCUACCCAAUGGUUGUGUCAGUAGUCAACUGCCACCAGGCACGAGUCUCGGAUCUCAUUGGCCUCAUCUGCUGGCUCUAUACCAAAGAAAACAGGGAGCCUCCUUUAAGAGGUUUGGUGGAGAACUAUGCACUCCACAUUGCAGAGGAGGAUGGCCAGGUGGACUGGGAUUUCCAGGCUCUAAACAACAGAGAUGUUAUUGAAAAGUUUGGCUUCAAUAUCCUGGCUCUAGUCGAGAAGAAGAAUGUCCCGGAGGUAUCCAAGGACAUUGUAGUCACACUAAAUGUAGCUGGUGGAGCAUUUAGCAAGAUAACUGUAGAAAAUUAUGACAUCACUCUCAAAGAAAUUCUCAGUAGAACCAUCACAAAGCGCAAAGACAUGGGAAGGAUAAUAGACGCUGGGCUCGACUACCACUUGGAGAGAGAGAAUGAGCCUGGCAUUGCACUGGAUCCUGAGAAAACACUGGCUGAUGUGAAUUGCACGGAGUUUGCUGUAGUGAGAGAUAACAGUAAGAGGAUUGACUUGCCAUUAGAUCCUAGCAACAUGUCGACAGUCGAAGCUACCUUGUAUCGUUCCUACAAAGUCACGUGGCUGCUGAAGUUGGGAAAAUGUGAAGCAUGUCUUGGCAUAUCAGGAGACAAAUUUGAAAUUCAUCCCCUACAACAGAAGAUGGGAGGAGCUUUCCUGCCCUUGCGCACACCCCAUGCUGUCACAUACAACAUGGAGCUGGUCGUUGACUGCAGCAGAAAAGCGGAGAAGAAAGGAAAAAUGGAAAUCCAGGUAACAUGUCAGGGUGAGAAUCGCUUCAAGGACUACCUGUUCGAGUGCGAGGCCAAAAUUGGGCAGGAAAUUUUAGACAAGUGCAAACACAUUUUUGACCUUCGGACAAGCACUGCACGCAAGGAGUUCUGGCGGGAGAAGAAACCUUUCCGCAGACACAACAGUUUGUCAAUGCGCCACAGGCCUAGGACAGCAAAUCAUGCAAAUGAAGUGUAGCCCUUUUCCUUUAUUCCUUUUUUCUAUGGCUUGUGCUGUCAUUGUGCUCAUGUAUGUGUGCACAAAGACAAGGACUCGAGUGAUAAGGUGUGAUAUUGUUGACUUCAAGGAUGUUGCUGUUAGUCGUCUGGAGGUGUGAAAGUGUGAAGGACAUAUGAACUGUGGCAAGAAGUAAAGAGAUAUCGUACACAUUUGAUUAAGGAGUAAUGCCCCUUUCUGCAGUGUUAAAGAUAGUAUUUUGCAUCUUCUAGGAAGAUGAAAGAUGCUCUUGUUUACAUGGAAUAUGUAAGUAUUGUUAUGCUUGUGUGCCGUUCUAAUGCAUAAUUAUACUUUAUGCAGAGUAUGGUAAUGCACGCAGGAGCAACAUUGAAUUUCCAACAGACUAGGACAGACUAGUUGUGUGAUGUAACACAGGACAGAUCUGUUUCUUGAAUGUGGAGCUGUUGCAGACAUGAAGCAUUGUUGAUUAUUUCCCUUUUUUUAUUAUGAUAUUGAUGUUGGUGAUGAAAAUCAUUGCAAUGAUUGGACUUGGAUUUCCCAAAAGCUUGCAUGUGCUAAUGAGUGUUUGUAGAAGGAUGGCUUGAAAAGUCAAUAGCAAAGAAAAUAUUUAGAGUUUGGAUAAUUAAGGAAUAAUGUGAAGCAAAAGCUUGUUUUGGAGAGGUUGUACACUUGAAAAAAAAAUCAUUAUUACUAUAAAGAUUUUGCAGAAAUAGAAGAAAUUGCUGGAAGAUGUGAAAUAACAGAAAUAUCCCAUGAAUGGUUGUGCAGUAUAAAAGGUUUGUAAU